AAACCGUAAAAAGAGAAUAGGCGUAGAAUACGCAGUCGUAUAAUAACCCGCAAAGUUCAUUUCCGUCUUCCAACGGCAUCGGACUACCACACUCUGCCCUUUCUCUCCUCCGUUUCAAUUUCAAGCUCAACAGCCAUGGCCUCUCUCCUACGUGGAGCCGCAUCUCUAACUCGCAUUACUGCUUCCGUUUCCAAAUCUCCGAUUCAAUUUAUCCACCGCCGCGGCCUCGCCGGAGCUGCAGAUCACCAUGGUCCCGCUAAAGUUGCCUGCUGGAAAGACCCAAUGAGUCCUUCUAAAUGGAAGGAAGAGCACUUUGUGAUUGUCUCUCUAACUGGUUGGGGAGUAGCUAUCUAUGGUGGAUACAAGACAUUUGCAGGAGGCAAGAAAGAAGAGAAACUGGCUUAAGCGGCACAUUGAGGUUUGCAACAUAUUACAUCACAAAGUCUUCCUGGUAAUAAUGUGUGUGCCCGGGACAUUUUUCCGGGAUUUUCAGACUCAGUCUUGUUUGCUGGCAAGAAAUCCUUUUGCCUUGUUAUCAAUUUAAUCCUUGCAUACAAUGAAUAUUGGGAGAUGAUUCUUUCCAUAACAUAACAAUAUGUUACUUUUAACAUUAUAUAUUUGCCCAUUUUAUGCCAAUUAUUGAUUUAAAUUUUCAA
Trifolium pratense (red clover) is the source of this 656-nucleotide messenger RNA. RefSeq lists its product as uncharacterized. The transcript has 4 exons. NCBI's taxonomy places the organism in Eukaryota, Viridiplantae, Streptophyta, Magnoliopsida, Fabales, Fabaceae. The record is from RefSeq and is a predicted model, not a curated record. Bases 136 to 405 code for a protein of 89 amino acids.